This is a messenger RNA of Osmia bicornis bicornis, 15653 nucleotides long. RefSeq names its product unconventional myosin-IXAa-like. The coding region runs from base 2009 to 8854 and encodes 2281 amino acids. Gene Ontology annotation, cellular component: myosin complex. Gene Ontology annotation, biological process: intracellular signal transduction. Lineage: Eukaryota; Metazoa; Arthropoda; Insecta; Hymenoptera; Megachilidae. The record is from RefSeq and is a predicted model, not a curated record. The transcript is spliced from 16 exons. Gene Ontology annotation, molecular function: protein binding; GTPase activator activity; microfilament motor activity.
UCGUUUCUAGGGAUUAUUCUAAGGACUGUCGAUAAAGUUUUCUGUCGUAAAAUCAUUUCCAAUCGAUACGAUAGAGUGUGACACGAAAACGAGUACAAAUAUUCAUCGAUUAACUCGCAUUGCACUGGUGGACCUCUCCUUGUCAAUGGAAGUUUGUGCUCUGGCUUCCAGUCACGUGGUCAUGGGGAAUGAGCCAAUCAUAAUUGACGUUAUGUACCACGUGAUCGGAAAAAUCGAAAUGGUGGACGUAUCGGGACGCAGGAUCCCGAGAGGAGACGAAGGACGAUAAACUGGGCAAGGGCCCGUCAUCUGUAUCAUCGAUAUUAUCAAACCAAGAACACGAUUAACCACGAAUAUUGGUGUAAUUUCAAGUAAAACCGGCGACGUUAGAUCUAGUGUAGAAGUAUAUUGGUGAUAGUAGAUCUUGUUUACUGAAGUGUCAAUCCGCCCGUAUUGUACGUGUAUUCUUUUGGUGCGAGAAACAGAGGGAUAGUGUGUAUCGAGUCCGCGAGAGCCACAGAUGCACCUAUCAUUCUUUGGAUAGUAUGUUUCGUAACGGUGAAUAAAAAGGAUUAUAUAUUUUAAGUAAACGAAUAAGAAAGAGGAAAACUGGGAAUUGUGAACAGACGGUAGUGCGUUUAUAGUGAAAAUUAAGUCCGUGGAAGCAUGUUCAAGUAUGCAAAAGUUUUGACGAAUUAUAAGAAUGUGUCACAUCAAGCAUCUUGGUAUCAGCGAAAGAGGUAAUGAAGAAAGCAAAUCUUUUAAAUAGGGCUGCAUGUUUUCAUCACAUUCCUUGACGAUGAUAUGUUACGACUAGUAAGUGUCAUGCCUGAACGAGAAAUUCUUGAUGACUUUAAGCCCGGUUUACUCUGUUGACGUUCACACUCACAGAUCGCUGCUGAUUGGUGGCAUGGUCCAUGACCCGCCAAUCGGCGUCGGAAGACGGUUUUCCUUGCGAAUGUCAGCCGUCAGGUCCGAAGCAAUCGGUAUCUCGGGAACGUAUGUCGUUUUUCGCAAUCCUUUGUGUAUCCAACGAAUGAUCAAUGUGUUACGAUUACCAUUCACUUGAGAUUAUUCAGAAUAUUACUCUACGUUGUUUCACAUAUUGUGAUAAAAUAUUUCCUAAACGCACAAAAGUUUUAUAAUAUGUACAAAUGCAAAUCUAUCUAUAAUCUUUUGCAAUAAGUGUAUUAAAAUACUCAAAAUGUCAUGAAGAUGUUUGCAAGGUAUUGAAAACCUUGGAUUAUUGUCUCAGUGGAGAAACUGAGUUACUGCCUGCCAACAAUAGCACACCUACAUUCUUUUCAACUACACGGUGAAUCUCAUAAAAUAUAAUGGCUGUCAGAAAAGUUUUAAUGAACAUUCAGUGUUAAAUACAUGAUACCUGAAUUAAACACAUUAUCCUAUACAUUCAGAAUACUCUAACUGUUAAAGAACAAAUUCAAUAAAAAUAUAUAAAAUUGACUGAAUAUAUGAAUUUAAAAAGAAUAUAAUAAUUUUAGUGACUCUAUUUUAUUAUACAAAAAAAAAGUAUAUUAAUGUAUGAUUACAAUACUCUGCGGUAUUUUUGUCCUAUUGGUCAAAUUAAAUAAUGAAUUUAAAAGGAAGCUUUAAGAAAGAUUUGGAAAUACUUUACUAUUUCUGUAUAUUAUGUACUGCGAUGAAAGAAAAAUAAUAUUUACAAAUUUUUAUUUUGUUGAACUAAUUCAUAUAUCAGAUUUGACUUGCUGUGUAUAAAUAAGGUUUUUAGUUUAUGAAUACUGGAUAAUUUUGAGUGGAUUUGACAAAAUUAAAUUAAUAUAAAUAAUACUUGUAAAUAAAUUCAGAAAUCAGUGAGACUAUAUCAGUGAACAUUUUUAAACAAAAUGUAUAAAAGUUAUUUUAAACCUUUGUAUCAAUGGCUGUACAUAAUUGAAAAACAGAAAAGAGGAGAAAGAAUACAUUUGAAAUUUUGCCUGGAUGACAGAGGACAAGUUUGUUAACCCUAUAAAGAACAAGGGUUAAGAAGAUGGACAACUGUGGUUCAGGAGUAGUGCAAGUAUUUGUGGGUGAAUGGAGCCCAGAAUAUGAAGCACUGUCAAUUAAAGCAACAAAACAAACUUCAUCAGCUGAGAUAGUGGAAUGCAUUAUAGAAAGGCUUGGAUUAGUUGAUCCUUCUGUUGGUUACGAAUUAGCAGAAGUUGUAGGAAAUUCUGUUGGGCAAGAGUGUAAAGAAAGAAGACUUGGGCCAUCCGAGUGUCCUGUGGCUCUUAUGUUACUAUGGCCAAAAAGUGCAGCACAACAAGAAUAUUACAGGUUUUACUUGCGAAAAAAGCAAUCAGAUUAUUUAUGGUCAGACAGUAGAUUUCCCAUGGAUCCACAACUCUUAAAGGACUAUUUUAAUAGAUUCCUGUAUCAACCACGUGACAAAGAAUAUCCAGAUCUAUGUCAGCUACCAGAUCUUAAUGAACAAACCCUAUUGGACAACCUUCGGGCUAGGUUUUUAGCUGGAAACAUAUAUACAUAUGUUGGCAGCAUAUUAAUUGCAUUGAAUCCCUUUAAAUUCUAUCCUAUCUAUAAUCCAAAAUAUGUAAAACUCUAUCAAAACAGAAGAUUGGGGCCAGAUAUACCUCCACAUAUAUUUGCCAUAGCUGAUGCAGCUUACCACUGCAUGCUUAAAGAAAAAAGAAAUCAAUGCAUUGUUAUUAGCGGUGAGAGUGGUUCUGGUAAAACAGAAUCAACAAAUUUUUUACUGCAUCAUUUAACAGCACUUAGCCAGAAAGGUUCUCACGGUAGUGGUGUUGAACAGACAAUACUUAGCGCUGGUCCAGUACUAGAAGCAUUCGGAAACGCAAAAACUGCACACAACAACAACAGUAGUCGGUUCGGUAAAUUCAUACAGGUGAAUUACAAAGAAAAUGGAAUGGUGCACGGGGCUGUUGUACAAAAGUAUCUUUUGGAAAAAUCAAGAAUAGUUUCUCAAGGACGAAAUGAAAGAAAUUACCAUGUAUUCUAUUACCUCUUGGCUGGUGCAAGUGAACAGGAAAAACAACUUCUGCAUUUAGAAAGUUGUGAUCGUUAUAAUUAUUUAAACAAAAGUGGUUGUUAUGGAUUGGAAAAUAUCGACGAGCGACAUGAAUUUUCGAGACUGAAACAAUCUAUGGAAAUGGUUGGAUUUACACCAGAAAAACAGAGACGAUUGUUUGCAGUUCUGUCAGCUGUUCUUCUACUCGGCAAUGUGGAAUUUCAGCCGAGAAAAUCUUAUCACCAUCACGAUGAAGCUGUCGGAGUGAAAAAUCCUGAAGUGGUUGCAUUGAUAUCUGAACUCCUUAGAGUCAAACAGGAGACCCUUUUGGCCGCACUUACCGCCAAACGUGCGAGGGCUUCCGGAGAAACUUUAGUAAUUAACUAUAGACUUCCGGAAGCAAUCGCGGCGAGAGAUGCUAUGGCCAAAUGUUUGUAUGGAGCUUUGUUUGAUUGGAUUGUGCUGCAGGUGAAUCAUGCUUUGCUUUCAAAAAAAGAUACUCUCAGAGAUCAUCAAGGCAAUAGCAUUGGUGUAUUAGAUAUUUUUGGUUUCGAAGAUUUUAAAACGUGCAAUAGUUUCGAACAAUUAUGUAUAAAUUAUGCAAACGAACAGUUACAACAUUAUUUCAAUCAACAUGUUUUUCAAUAUGAACAACGAGAGUACAGAAAGCAGGGGAUUAGGUGGACAGAUAUCGGAUACAGUGAUAAUUCCGGCUGUUUAAACUUAAUCGAAGGAAAGCCGAAUGGCCUUCUCUGUCUCUUAGAUGAUCAGUGCAACUUUCCGGGUGCAACGAAUGAAACAUUGCUACAAAAAUUUAAUUCAGUACACAAAGACAAUCCAUUUUACGAGGCACCACAACGACGCGAAGCAGCUUUUGUUGUACGUCAUUAUGCCGGGGCUGUUAAAUACCAAGCUGCUAACAUGAGAGAAAAGAAUUUGGACUUGAUGCGACCCGACGGAGUAGUUGGUGUAUUGAAAAAUUCUUCCCUUGCUUUUGUUCGGGAAUUAGUGGGUGCAGAUCCGGUUGCUGUAUUCAGAUGGGCGAUACUUCGAGCAUUUUUUCGUGCUCAUUUUGCUUUCCAAGAAGCUGGUCGAGCUCAUAGACAUGGUAGAGCCGAUGGUACAAAAGCAUCUGUACAAAACAGGUAUAGGACGCCGAACGAGAAUUUGAUAAGUUCUCACAAACAUAAUCGUCCACCAAGCUAUCAGAAGCAGCGCAGUGUCUGCAUACCAUCAGCUAUACCCACUACCACAUUAUCUUCCAUACAACUCGAAACCAACGACAAUGUAAACAACAACCGAUUGUCGUGGCCACAAUUUCGAAACAUUAACCAAACGCAACACCCGUCAAAUGUCACCACAAUGAAGGGUUACUUAAUAAGGGGCAGGGAAGACCAGCCUCAUAGUAAUAAUAAACUCAGACGAGAUACUCAUACUCCGCUAGAGAGGGUGCUUCCAAAAGACGAAGCAAACGUCAUGGAACGCGCUAAUCAAAUAGUCAUGAAAAACAAAUCGUUUCGACCAAGAGAACGUGGCAAGAAAGGUUUAAAAAAUCUUCAAACCGUAAAGACUCUUGCUGGAAGAAUACAGAGCUACGGUACCGGACCCGGAAAAGCAAGAAAACAACCCAUGACAGUAUCGGCACAGUUCCAACAAAGUUUGCAUAGUCUUAUGGAUACUUUAAAUCAAGCAAAUCCGUUCUUCAUCAGAUGCAUUAAGAGCAAUGCUAAUAAAGUACCAAAUGAAUUUGACGAGGAAACUGUGCAACGACAAUUACGAUACACAGGAAUGUUAGAAACAGUUCGAAUAAGACAAGCUGGAUUUAAUGUUCGAUUAACAUACGAAGAAUUCAUUCAACUUUAUAGAAUGUUACUACCUAAGGGUCUGUUGAGCUCUCAAUCAGACGUUAGAGAUUUUCUGUUAACGUUGAAUCUCAACAGAGAUAAUUACCAGCUUGGAACAACUAAAGUAUUUCUCCGAGAAUCGGAAAAGAUUAAGUUGGACAUAGAGCUACAUCAGCAAAUUAUUACAAGUAUUACAACUAUACAGAAAUGGUUCCGAGCUUGUCUGGAAAGAAGGAAAUUUCUUAGACUAAGAAAUGCAGUUGUACAAAUACAAUCGUUCUGGAGAAUGGUAAUUGCUCAAAGAUUUGCGCAUUCCUUACGCUCCAGAAUCGAAGCUGCUACUCAUAUUCAAUCCGCUUGGAGGGCAUACAAACAGCAAAGUUGGUUUAAGAAGUUGAAAUCCUGUGUAAUUACCUUUCAAGCUCAUGUCCGGGGUAAUAACGCGAGAAAAGCUUUCGCGGAGCUCAAGAAACAGAAGAAGUUGCUCGUCGGUAAAAUUGGGGAGUAUAAGGAAAGUCAGGAUCAAAAAGAGCUUGCGUAUGACAAUAGCAAGAUAUACUCCCGACUGAGGGAUAGCGACGAAUCGCUGACGGAAGAUCAUGGACUUCUGGAAUACAACACCCUUCGCAAAUCGGAAUAUCAAAAUCGUUUACCAUCGACAAGAGCGGACAAUAUACUUCGAGAUAGCAAUAUCGAUACGAGUAUGUCAUAUUCCAAGCGUAAAGUUACGCCAACCACAAGAAUAUUACAGGAAUCUAGCGCUAUCUUAAGAAAUACAGAGCCAUCGUUUACUUCUGAAGAUUUUAAUGAGCGUAAAAGCAGUUUGGAAAGUUUGACCAGUUUAAGGAGCUAUGAAUCUCAAGUUAGCGUAAACAGCUCCGAGUCGCAAGAAAAUUCUUACUCUAAACCUGUACCGAGCACCAGAACAAAGCGGGGCGAUCAGUCGCCGGUGGUUGCAACAAACACAGGCCUGAUGAAUGCUUCCAGUCGGUUGUCGUCGGUUAAUAAACGAGCGGAUAGUUCAUCGACAGGCUACAGCGAUGGAGAAACUGAUACGGAGAUUCCAAGCGCUGUACAUAGUGCUCCGCCUGUUUUCAAUGCCACUCCACCAUUCCCAAGUCCCCGCGAAAUAAAAUACCACCAGUCUAACGUAAACUUAUCGCAUAGUCCAAAUUCAGAUGUCUGGCGUCGUAGAGCAGACCUUUCGUCCAUUAAUUAUAGUGAUUACUUGUUGUCUGGUCCGCAGAAAACAACGUUAACCCGUUCACCAAAUGUUUCUUGUUACAAAAAUAUUACCGACAAUAUGUUUGACCAAACGCAACAAGAGAAACCGCACGAAGCGUCGAAUUAUAACGUGAAACUGGAUCCGAACGAACGUUUCGUUCACAUGGAAAGCUCUUCGGGUAGGGAACAACGUAGAUUGAGCGACAAUAACGUACCAAGCGAGCGAAUCGAAAAUGUACCAGCUUCCUCUGCAAGACGCGAUCAGACCUACGUUCACUUCAAUUACUUAAGAAGACAAAAUUCGGAAGGUGAUACGUCUAUGAAGCUGGAUGCCGUGAACGAUGAAAAUGUCUUGAAGAGUUCUCUGCUGAAAGGAACAACGUCCAAGGAGAAGAACUCAAGACCGAAGGAAAAGUGUGAACCGGAUGUACCUGUUAGAAGUGCGAGAAGGAACCGACCGUCUCGCGAAGUCCAAUGUCGGUCCAUGGGCGAGAGCGUAUCAGAAGCUGGUUCUGGAGAAACAAAGAGUCUCUUCUUGGGUACCAUCAAGGAGAGCGAUCUGCACAAGUCUACGAACGUAAGAACUCGAAAAGAUAGCCCACACGAAGUUGCAUCAAGAUCGGUGACCGAUUGGCCCGUGAAUAAAAAUGAAUCCGGAUCGAAGACGCAACAACCUGGUAAACGUAUGAGAUCGAAUGCUAUAACGACCCUCGAGCUAAGAAGAAGAAAUUCGGAUCCAGCUACGAAGAUAUCGGGACUCAGCGAAGACAAAGCUGGAACCGAUACAAGUCCGAACGAUUUGAAACUCGCUCCUGGAAUGAAUCUUCUAGAAUGGAAGGGCAAUCUUUUCACCUUGGCCGGUCAUUGUUUUAGAAAAGUAGCAAGGUUCGCCAAAGACGACGUCUGUGUUUGCUGUCACGAAAAGAUGGACGCGUUCGUAACGCAGGGCUACAAGUGCAUCGAUUGCAAGCAGUUGUAUCACGUGAAAUGUAUUCAAAACGGCGGUGUACUUAAAAUGCCGUGCAUCUUAGCGAACACUCCGGGAAGACGAAAAAACCGGAAACCACCUCGUACACCUUACGACGCUUCGAAACAAACGGUAGCGCCCAAGUUCAGCUUAACCGGCACAUCAGCUUUCUCGGACAGUACGGACAAGAUAAUAUCCGAUGCGAAGGAAUUAGCACUGAUGCAGGAUUUCAUUACGAAGAAGAUAUACAUAAUGGAGGGUCAAGAGGAGGGCAGAAAACCCAGCGAAGUAGAUCGCGUGUUUAAACAAGCUCUGCGUAAAUUUAAGGACGAUCUAGUGAUCACUUACAGCGUUGCUAUACAACAACGCGUCGAGGGCAACAUCAAAUACACCGAUCUGAUCGCGAACUUCUUGCACGUGAUGGAAACGGUGUGCAAACAAGAGAAUACCACCGAAGAUUUUCCGGUAACGAUGGGCGUAAAUGCUUUCCGAGGAUUCAUGAACGAAUUUAUGACGCUAGUCAAAACCGAAGCACCGGAGAAACAGAGUAAAAGUAAACGUAAGAAGGAAAAGAAACGAAAGCAAGAGGAGCCCACGCGACAUGGUAAUCAUAUGUUCCAGUUAACUAUCAUAAACAUACCUACAGCCUGUGAGGUGUGCACGUCUUUCUUUAUGUGGCCUAUCGAGCGAGGACUUGUAUGUCAAAAUUGCAAGUUGACUUGUCACAAAAAGUGCUACAUGAGAGCAUCAGCGGAGUGCGGAAAGGAUGCGUCGUUGCACGAGAUGAACUCGCAUAAAGUUUUCGGUGUACCGUUGUACAAACUAGACUGUGGCGACGGCAAAGUGCCAGUGGUGGUGGAUCGAUUGAUCACGACUAUAGAGAUGCACGGUCUUUACACGGAGGGCAUCUAUCGAAAGAGCGGUGUCAGUUCCAAAGUGAAGGAGUUGAAAUUGAAAAUGGACGAAGGUGAUUUAGAGAAGGUGGAUUUCGAGAACUAUCAGGUACACGUGUUGGCAGCGGUAUUGAAAAGUUUCUUUCGGGAUAUGCCCGAGCCUCUGCUGACGUUCGAGUAUUACGAUGAUUUCCUGCACGCUGCUAAUCUGACGGAUCCUCGCGAUCGAAUCAGCACGCUUUUCGCCAUCCUGAAGAAGCUGCCCAAGCCUAACUUCGAUCUGAUGGAACGACUGAUCGUCCAUCUGGCAAGAGUGGCACUUCACGAAGUGGACAAUCGUAUGUCACCGUCAGCCUUGGCGAUAGUCUUCGCGCCGUGCAUCUUGAGGACGAACAGAGCGUUACCAGCGCAAGAUUCCUUGCAAGACGUUGGCAGGCAAACCUGUUGCGUUGAGACUAUCGUCCAAGAAAAACUUAGAGUCGUGCGAGCGACUUUAGCCGAUAUAAAUACUCUGGAGUCAGCCUGUCACACGGCGACUCAUCGUUUAUCCAGUUUACGAUCCUCGAAGAUCUUCAGUCCAGAAGAAUUGAACGCGGCGACCCCGAACGCAACCGCGAGAUGCGGCCCUACGGAUCGGGACAGAGAUCGAGGCGACGAAGAAGAAGCAAUUCUCGUCGAUCAUAUACAGGAAAUCCAGAAGGAAAAGGCCCUAUUAACUUCGACUCUCCCUAGCCUAACGAGAGCUUCUUCAGACGACGACCUACUUCUAUCUGCCACGGACCUGGAUGAUGGGUCCCUCGAUGAUCUUCUUCCAUCUUCUGCCGAUGGACUCGUAAGGAAGAAACCAAUCCAGAGGCAAAGUUCCGCGGACAAUGCAUUUCCUACGAUCAUCAGUGUCGACGAGGACAUGGUAAUGGUAUGACCAUCGACGGUUACCACCAAGGAUGAUCGUUAAGUGUAGCAACAUGACACACGCUGUGAAGCGUCGACUGACGGCAGCGAAUCGACGAGUCUGUUACUCCUGGUCUCAUCGGCAAGCCGCUAGUAAUUUAAAUAAGUAGUAAAACACGACAUUAGGUAGGUCUCUUAGUAAUUUGUUCCACGCGAAGUUACAAUUAAUUCGAUUAAACACAUGCAUAUAAAUAUAUAUAUAUAUAUAUAUUACAUACAUACAUACAUACAUACAUACAUACAUACAUACAUACAUACACACACAUACAUACAUAUAUAUAUUUUUCACUCUAUCGCAAAGCUUUCAAAGAUUUCUAAAAAUGAGAAAAAGGAUGAUUAACAAAUAAGCGAGCAUCAUACGGCUUCACGUGAAAUGAACUAAAAUAUUCAUUUUAUAUAAUAUAUUUUUCUCUUGGAAUGCAUUCCUCUUAUCGAAGACUGUCAAUCAGGCUAGAUGUUUAGAUGAGAACCAUUGAUACUGUUUUUGUAUCAUAUUGAAAGGUAUUCUACGCUUAGAAUAUCGGUUGUUUUCACUUUGUCAUGUUUCGUUUGUCUGUAGGUGCGACGUCAACGGUAGUAGAUGUACGUACAAAAUCAUUAACACAGUUAUAUGUGGUCGUUAAGAUAGAGAGAAACGAUUGUCCGUUAUUGUUACGAAUAAUUAGUCUCAUUUAAAAUUCUCGUUCUCAUCCCUACCGUAUCUUAUUUAUCGGUUCGUUUGAAAACGAUCACUCUCGUUUCAACAUCCUUGUUCUCCGCUGUUUUACAGAUUUUAUAGACUGUUGCGUGAAUCACACACGAUAUGGUAACUUGUUUUCUUCCUAACGAAAGCGUGGUAACCGCUUUCUCUGACAAUCGCAAGCCUCGAUACGAAAGCAUCAUUCGCGUGUUUUUUGUUAUCAGGAUGAUAAGGAAGGAUAGAGUUGUGUCGACAAUCAAAGGUUCGACAGGAAGGUUUCAACGAGACACCUUGUCAGGUUUCGUUUUUCUUUUACCAGACGUGUUUCGUUGACUUUCUUACAUUUUUUUUUUCAUUCUAUUUCAUUUUUUUUUUCUUUUUUUUUAUAUAAAUAAAUAGAAUACUCGCGUAGCGCUAUAGAUAGUUAUUCGGAUCGCUGGUUGAAGCAAGGGAUUCGAAUCUCGUGGGAAGAAGGAAGGAGGAAACCAAAAUGUAGCUUGUACAUAUUAUUAUACGUAUUAAUGAGUAUCUCGUAAUAAUCUGUUAUUAUUGUUAACUUUACGAGAGACGUUACCAAGAUAAUAUUUCUACUGUCGAUAUUCGUCGUGUAGGGCUUACACACGCCUAUCUGUCGAUAAUACACGUAAACACAUACUUAUAUUUACACCCAGAUACACAGGGCCUGCCAAUUUUUCUUCUUUUCCUUCGUAUCAGUUUUUACUUAGGACACUUCCUUUCAUUCAGAGACUUCUUUAUAUAUAUAUAUAUAUAUAUAUAUAAAUAUACAUAUAUACAUAAACGCGUCCAUGGAGAUCACAUGGAGGACAUUUAUAUACACGAGUACUUAUGUAUAUACAGAGAUUUUGUGUGCACAGGAUUGAGCAGACAGUUUUCUUUUUUUUCUUCUUUUUUUUACUUAAGAUUUAUUACGAUUUCGUUUUAGUUUCCCUGUCGUCCAGUGCCUUUUUUCUUUUUUAAUUUCCCUCUCUUUUUUUUUUUUAAUACAUCAGCUGGCGUGUAGUUGCACCAUUAUCCUAUUUGGUGCGUCUUCCCCGCAAAUUCGAAGAAUUAGAAAUCUCGAAACCGCGGCUCGCGAACGCGCACAGAUUUUAAUGAAAUUUUAUUUCUGUCGCAUAUUAUAGGUUUUUAAUACGAUCAUCGCUUCGUUUCUCUUCAUGUUUCUCGUUCUUCAUCAUCUUCUUCUCUCGACUCGCGAAGUCUACAUAUUCGUGUUUACGUUCGUUUUAGAAUGAUCGAUUAACGACCCCGACUGUUUUUUAACUGUUCGUGUGUUCGUGUUCUCGCGCGUCGCUCUUCUUUUUUAAGCUCGCCCUCGUUGAUCCGGAACGCGAGAGGCGGCUUUGAGAUUCCUUGUUUUACGGUUGAUCGAUUUUUACACUGAUUAGGAUAGGAUCGUUGCCCCGGACUACGUUUCGUUCGACUAUCGCGAACCAGUUCGUAGUGUGUUUUUUAAACGUUAAAGGAUGUUAAAGAAAUGUUAAAUGCUUCCAAUAUUAAAUCGAGUUUACGAACGUCCAUGACAUCCCGAGCGAUCAUUCGUACCGAUAUCAGGUCGAUUGAUUAUUUUGCUCGAUGUCGAAACUGUUCUUCGUUGCGUUUCCAUGUUUAGCGAAUAGUCGAGAGUUUCGCCGCGUGAAAGCUGGAAAAACGUACUUUUACCGAUCAAAGUGCUGAUGAAUCAACGAGAAAGGAAUAUGGUAAACUGUGCCAUCGUAGAAAGGAAUAUCCACUGUAAAAUGUCCCUUUCGUUUGAUGCUCACCUUUUAUCUUAUGUUAAUAAGUAUUCUGGCAUUUUUAUUAUCAACAUACGCGAUCGUUCUAUGAUUUAUCUUAAUUUUCAUCUGUGUAGUCAAAGAUUGAAUGGCAAUUGAUUUACAUCUCAUAACUCGUUCACUUUACGUUCUUCCCCUUUUUCAUUUUUCUUUUUUCCACUCCAUACUUUCGAUCGGUAGCGCAGGUACGUACAAAGAGGAGGGUGUACAUUGGUUGAACAUUCUUUCUGUUGAAAGCGUUGCUGUUGAUUUCAUUGCGUGGCUUGUAAUGAGUUCGUUAAUUGUUUCGUUGAAAAGAAAGAUUGACCGAAAGAAGGGUUGAUUAUGUAUUUCGGCUAGUCUCUGUUGUCGCUUGUUGAAUUGGUCGACUCGUUUCUCCAUCGGCCGCGAGCAAGUUUCCGUUUGUUUUUUCACUUCGAAAGAUUUAUUAGACAGGUCGCCACGGUUGGGUAGAGCUUGUAAAUUCCAGUUAGAGCGUCGCCCGUGGCGCAACUUUUGGUAGUCUAACCCGUCUAACGAAUAAGAGCUAAUCGUUGAUCUGUAAAUGAUCGUUUCACGCAAACGUUUUACGCUUCUAUUGUGCAAGGUGCCUCGCGCGAGUAUCGAGCGCACAAAUGUGUAUCGUCUAUCUGGAUCGUGAAGGGAGGAAAGUGAACGAUGAUCGAAGGAACGACCACUUAGCUCGCGUUGAACGAUCUCUCGAGGACCCUUUGUGUUUUUCAUUAGAGCGAAAAUUUCACCUUUUCGAUUUAUAAUUUAAGCAAGAAAUUAAGCGAACGACCUAAGUUAUAAAUUUGAAGAAAUUGGAUUUAUUACUAGUCUUAUGUUGCAAAAAGAAUCACGACAAUCUCGAGGUAGGUAACUUAGGUCGGCGAGAAAAAAUUUUCGUUUGAAAUUUUCGCUCUGUAGGACAAUUGGAUCGCAGUCUGUACAUAGGCAAAGUUAAUGGCGCGAGGAAAGGAACUCUUCAUGACAAUAUCGCCCCGAAAAAAAAAAAAAAAAAAAAAUCCUAAGUAACUCCGUCGCGUGCAGUCACACUGGCGUAUACUUCUCAUAACACGCUCCGCUCUAUAUUUUUCUGUCUUCGAGAUUUAGCUUCGCGACGUUUCUUUGAACGUCGUCGCGAUCGGAGCUCCUAGACAAUCUGCGUCGACCUUGUUCUUCCGAGAAAUCGAACCAACAGGAUGCUCGGCGAAACGGGAACGACCGACGAUAACCGUCGCAAACGGAGACGAGAGAGAGAGUAUCGUUCCACUUUCGGCUGAAUUCUAUGAAAUACGCUUAUUACAGUUAUAGGUGCGACGGAUCGCGGUCGUUGUUCUCCGAGGUAGUCUCCGAUUGUUCGCGAAGUGUCGCUAGCAAAAAGAGGUGUUCUCGCGUAUAAUCGCACGGCUACUUCCGUUUCGGGAGCAUCUUGCACGAGAAUUCUCGAGUACGCGACGCGACGUUGAGGAAGGUCGAGGCAGGCGCUGCUCGAAGCUCCGAAACUCGAGGUGUCUGGUAUCGAUCGAGACAGUAUCAUCUGAUGUUCGAUGAUUAUGCUGAAACGUCGCGACAUUAAGCAACGCUCUUCCCAUUUGCAUCUCUUGGCGAAGAAGUGUAAAAUCGUGAUCGAACUGUCCAAGCCCGUCGCGCUCUUUCCCCAAGAGAAUCAGCGACGUUUAAUUAAUCUUAGAAAGGUAGACGAGUACAAGGGAAAUGGUGUCUGGCACCAUUCAGACCCGUACUAAUUACCAUAAUUUCAUCUUCACUAUUUGCACGAUACAUGUCAAUUUUUUCGAAACUUAUUACAUUUAACAUUUCUAUAUUUAUCAUCAUUCUACAUACACAAAAACAAAAUUCAAAUGAAAUUAUUAAUAAUACUUUCAUCAGAUACCCAGACAUCACCGUACGAGUGGCAAGUUUUCUACCUUUCUUUCAAAGCAAUCAAAAGCUUGGACACUUCGGUCGUUGUAUUUAUACAUACCUUAUAUAAACACACAAAUACAUACAUACCUGUUGUUAUUUUUCUUCAAAGAACAAGUGAGCGUGCACGUGUGAUAACAUAGAACGAAUUUUCGAAUGGAGAACAGGCGUGUGGUGGUGUGUCGCGUGAAGGACGAUAUGAAUAUACAUAUAUAAAUAUGAUAUAUAUAUAGAUGCAUUAUAAAUAGGUAGAUAUACGCGGAAUCGCGUAGGUGUUGCGAAAAGAAUGGGCGGCUGGCUCGUUCCUUCGUCGUUCAAUCGGGAGAUCACGCGCCCUUCGAAUACACCUGAGAAACCGAACAAAGAACAGUAUCCAGAAGAAAGGGCACUCAUACACGUGUAUCUAUAUAAAAGAAAAAAAUUUAUAGGUAUAUAAGGCGCGCGAAGGGUCGAAAAGAACAGGGCAACCUGUCGACGAGUUGGUUUCGAUCUUUUUCUUCUUUUCAUCCACGCGAAUCCUCUCGUUGACUCCUGCUCUCUUCGACUUCUCGACGAUACUCAUGGGACGACUUUCUCAACGAUUUUACGAUUGCUCUUUCUUUUCCUCUUUUCAUCUUUUCGCGGCACGCGACCGUCGCGCGUAGAUAACACUCGACGAGUACGCGUUCAUCAGUCGGCUGCCUAUUUCUUCGUCGUUGUCCGUUGCGUCUGCUGCGAGCCUGUAACUAAAGGGUAACGUCGAUCAGUUUCGCGGACACGGUGGAAGUUUUCGAGGAAAGUAAGGAAAGUAUAAGAUGAUAAAGAAAAGAAAGCGUUUCGUGGAUGAUGUUCCUUCUCGCGAUCCAAGAUUCCACUUGUACCACUCGAAACGGACCUUCUCUAUGGGAUAAGUUUCAAGUCUCCAGCUGGGAAAACUUCCGCCCGUUAAGGUCGUUCCGAGCACGUGGAGCAUGCGGUUGUUUCGCUGGAUUCGAUGCUAUCCUCGGACGCGUAUUAAGAGCAGACGUUUCUCUGGUCGCGCGUGUAGAUAAUUGCGCGUCGAUCCACGAAAUACCACCAACGAUCUCCUUUUUUGCUCAAACGACACGUUUUUCCCUUUCGUUUCGUCCAUCGUCCCCGUGUUUCCCCGUUCGAUUCUUCUUCUAUUUCCUGCUCAUAGAAUUUCCUCCAUUUUCUUUCCAUCCCGUUCAUAGUCGAUCGUUUGUUCGCUCUUUAACUCGUUCCGUGUCGGGUGAAUUUUAACGCGUUGAAUGCCGUAUCUUACUUUGCCUAAUUAGUAUUAAAAUUUAUUUCAGUUAUACGAUUGUAUUAAAUUCGUGGUGUCGUUUACCGAUAACCCCUUCAGGCAGCCAGCGUGUUAAUAUUCUGAACGGUAACCCUGCCUAGAAUCACGAAUAUUUUAUAAAUUAUGACAGUUCUUAUUAGCCGUGGAAAAAUUAGGGUCAGAAGGGUAAAUUGUCGAGAAUGAAACGAAUGGAGCAGUCUUCACCUGUAUUAGCAAACGAUCGAAACGAAUGACACGUGUAACGCACGACACAUUGUUUCCUUCUUUCUACUUCUUCCAGUUUCUCUCGUUGAACGACCAUUCGAGCUGGCAAUAAACGCGAACAACGAUCCUAGGUGUGUCUCGAAAUACGAUUCACCUCUUUUUUUUUCUUUGCUCUAAUGUCCGGACAGUAGCGAUGCGGUCCUCUGUGAAACAAGCAAAAAGGGUGCAGUCCUUCUUCUGUCUCUCUAAAACCCUUCUUUUCUUUUAUCUGGCUGCUUUUAAGCGGAAUUACAACCAGGAUGUGUAGAAAGGUUCAUGAAUAACGUGUCUAGCGAAUAGCUAACGUUUCAUCCCUUACACGCCCGCGAUUUUUAUUCUUUGCUCAGAUUCGCCGUCAUGAAAUAAAGAUACUCGACGGUGGAUAAUCCAACAGGAUGAAUUCGUCGUGCGUUACACGUGACUUUUCCUAUGGAUUUUCAAAUCAUUUUACGUACCAGAGUUUAUGCGUUUAAAUGGAAGGGUUGUAAUUCCGAUCGACGAUUCGAAACGAAAGAUGCCAACGACAAGAGGAGGUCGCUGAAAAAGGUAUAUUCCGUGUUUCGUGAAUCGUAUUUUUUUUUUCUUUUUUUUAACGUUUAGGGGAAAGUUCACCGAUUUCAUCCGCGAAUCUAAUAAAACGUUUACCGGCGCGAACGAACGAGCGAGCGGGCGUAUUUUGCGUGUGGUGUGCGUGCGGUGCGCGUCUGUUUCGCUUGUCUGCGUGGGAUACUAGUGCGUUCGCGAGACGGUGUGCAAGGUUACUCUCCGUGAUCGACUGUAAUUUUAUAUAAUAUUUGUAAGGCAAAAGAAAUAUUAUGUACAGCAUACCUGAUAGUAAAUAAUAAGUAUCUACCUUAUACCUAAA